This is a messenger RNA of Naumovozyma castellii, 915 nucleotides long. It is a transcript of the gene YAP3, whose product is annotated as Yap3p. NCBI's taxonomy places the organism in Eukaryota, Fungi, Ascomycota, Saccharomycetes, Saccharomycetales, Saccharomycetaceae. The transcript has a single exon. Bases 1 to 915 code for a protein of 304 amino acids. The record is from RefSeq and is a predicted model, not a curated record.
AUGAAUCCAAAUACCGCAUACGACCCAGAACUGCUGGCGUUGCUACAACAGCGUGCACAGCAGGAACGGCAGUACCAGAACCUGAUAGACCAGGAAAAUAUAAGCUAUCUGAUAGCUCCUCCUGCCGCUAAUAAUAAUAUCCCUAAUAAUGACAUGACGCCCGAUUUUCUCACAUUCAAUCCGGAUGUGAUGAGACCGCCGCCACAGUAUCAGGUGGAUGCCGUUACUAUUAAGAGAGAACCGGUCCCACGUCAUGACUCGUUGCCCUUUGCCGAGAAAGUUGUUGUCAACGAGGAUGAUUCUGAAGAUAUUAAAGCUAAGAAGAAGGCUCAGAAUAGGGCAGCACAAAAGGCAUUUAGAGAAAGGAAAGAGGCCAAGUUGAAAGAGUUGAAAUUGAAAUUGAUUGAAAGUGAAAAAGUACGUAAGACACUCACUCAGGAGAUUGAGAAAUUAAGAAAGGUGAAUUUGGAAAUUACUGCAGAGAAUAAACAGAUCUUAUUACAAACUAAUAGUAAUAUCAAUAGCAUUAAGAGGGCUCUUCAUGAUGUGGGUGCACCCGAGGAUGAGGAUGAGGAUGGCAUGAAUGAGCAAUCUCAUCGAGCACGUUUCCAUCACCAUCAUCAUCAAUCUUCAAAAUUCUCAUUCCCUACAGGUGAUGAAUCCGUCAUUUCUUCAUAUAUGCAUAAUCAAAACCCAUACUACAUUAAUUCACAGAAUGGCGAUGCUUCCCGAACAGAAGAAUUAUUGACAAUACCUGCCACCUGGGAAUACUUACAGAAAGUCUCAGAAGACAGGAAUUUUGAUCAAUAUACAAUAAUGCAGGCGUUAAAGGGAAGUGAAGUUUGCCAUGAAUACGGUCCUGCAUACCCACGGACAUUGAUCGAUAUGUUAAUCGAUAAAUAUUGUACCGAAUAA